AUGCUACGCAAGGGUAUUACAGAGAGCUUUGGAGCUGCUAUCCAUGCCCUCAGCGCCACUCAGCUGACAGAUGGUGUGAUUAACAGGAGCAAAAGGAUGAUGCUGGACACCCUGGGUGUUGGGCUGUUAGGAACCAGGACAGCUGUCUUCAACAAGGCUCUCAAGUACAGCCAGUCGUUUCAGUCAGAGGAGAAGAGCAGCGUCUGGGGCAGAUCAGAAAUAUCUCUCCCUCCUCAUUAUGCUGCUUUUGUUAAUGGCAUCGCAGUUCACUCCAUGGACUUUGAUGACACUUGGCACCCGGCUACUCACCCUUCAGGUGCUGUGCUACCUGCACUGCUGGCCCUGGCAGAGACACUGCCCAGCCAGCCGUCCGGUCUAGACCUGCUGCUGGCCUUUAACAUUGGCAUCGAGGUGCAGGGCAGACUCAUGAGGUUCUCCAGGGAGGCCUACAAUAUCCCUAAAAGAUUCCACCCUCCCAGUGUUGUGGGUGUGAUGGGCAGCGCUGCGGCCUCAGCUAAGCUUCUCGGUCUGUCCCCAGCACAGUGCAGUCAUGCUUUGGCUAUCGCAGCCUCUUCUGCUGGGGCUCCUUUGGCCAACGCUGCCACACAAACCAAACCUCUCCACAUAGGAAAUGCUACUCGGAGAGGCCUGGAGGCCGCUCAGCUGGCCCAGAUGGGAUUGGAGGGGAAUUCAGCAAUACUGGAUAUGGAAUGUGGUUUUGGGGUUUACUACAAUGACUACAGCCCUUCAGCAAUGGCUUAUUCUGGUGCUGGUGGCUUUAAAUGGAUUCUGGAAGAUCAGGACAUUGCCUUCAAGCGCAUUCCUGCUCAUUUGGGGAUGCACUGGGUUGUGGACGCUGCUCUCGCUGCCCGUGCAAAGUUUGAAAACACAGCAGGCAACUUUGAUCUGAGCCACAUCAGGCGCGUCACACUUCGAGUACCUCCAUCCAAGUACGUUGACUGUCCCCUACCUGCCACAGAGCACCAGGCCCGGCACUCGUUUCAGUUCAAUGCCUGCUCUGCCCUGUUGGAUGACAAAGUAACAGUGGCUUCAUUCAGUGAAGAUCAAAUUAGCCGGCUCACUCUGAGGGAGCUCCUGUCCAAAGUCAAGGUGGAGACACCAAGGGAUAACCAGCCCAGCUUUGACAAGAUGUAUUGUGAGGUUGAGAUAGAGACCGAUCAGGGGCAGAGUUACACAGCCAGGUGUGAUAACUUUUACGGUCACUGGAGGAGGCCACUGAGUCAUGAAGACCUGGUGGAGAAGUUUAUUGUAAAUGCCUCCACAGUGCUGUGCUCAGAGGGGGUGGAGGGGGUGAUAGAUGUGAUAGGAAACAUUGAGAGAGAGAGUGGGUGUUCCUCCUUAGGUUCAUAUCUGAGAAUGACAAGUGAGCCACAUGAGCAGCUGUACAGCACGAUUUUGUGA
This is a messenger RNA of Scomber scombrus (Atlantic mackerel), 1422 nucleotides long. RefSeq names its product aconitate decarboxylase 1 (gene acod1). The record is from RefSeq and is a predicted model, not a curated record. The coding region runs from base 1 to 1422 and encodes 473 amino acids. Lineage: Eukaryota; Metazoa; Chordata; Actinopteri; Scombriformes; Scombridae. The transcript is spliced from 5 exons. Gene Ontology annotation, molecular function: lyase activity.